Messenger RNA from Acaulospora morrowiae, 1451 nucleotides. The record is from the annotation of a GenBank genome assembly. NCBI's taxonomy places the organism in Eukaryota, Fungi, Glomeromycota, Glomeromycetes, Diversisporales, Acaulosporaceae.
AUGAGUCUUUUAUCAUGGUUGACAUCCCUGAGUGUGCUCGCCUUUUAUUUCAUUUGCGUUGAGGGUUCAUUCACCCCAAGCGCAAGGGCUGGACACAGCGCAGUACUAUAUGAAUUAAAUGUUUACUUUCAGGGUGGAGCGGGCUCCAGUCCUUCAGUCAGCAGCGACUUCUUCUAUCUAAAUCUAUCCACCCCCUUUGAUACCACCAAUCAAUCAUCGAUUCCCUGGACGAAUCUCUCCCUUCCUCUUCAACCGUCUCGUUCUUUUGCCUUCUCGUGUGUAAGCGGAAAAAGCAUCUUCAUUUUCGGAGAUUUGGGAAAUACUCCGCCCCCGGUGAUUCGAUUUGAUUUGACCGAUCUAUCGUGGAAAACGCCUGUCAUUAGUGGACUGACGACACAGAAUUCCAGCAGUGUCGCAAACCAGUGCCUAACCACUGGCGAUGGGAAAAUUUACAUGUUUACCGGUAAUAUAGUUGCCUUUGAUACGACGAGUUUGGCUUGGCUUGAGCGCCCUUCAAAGGUAACGACUGUUCGAAAUAAAAAUAACGUAAUAUUACAAAAUGGAACUGUCAUUUUUGUUGGCGGAGAGAUGGGGGAUACAUCGUCGUACCUCUUGUAUCAGAAGAUUUGGUCUUAUGACACAAAGAGUGAUGUUUGGACAGGGAUUGACACGAAAAAUAACGUGACAUCUGGUUGCACGCCUACUGCAUCGGUACUAGUCUCCGACGGUCGCAUCGUGAUAUUUGGAUGUUUUCAGGGAGACAUCACAUCCGGAAUUGUAGUAGUAGACACCAAAAACAAUUACGAAUUCUUUAAACCAAACAUCUCUAACCAAGGACCACCACCCAACUUGGUGGAUUUCACGGCCACGUCAAUUGGAUCAUAUAUUUUGAUUGCAUUCGGUCGUAACAGCGCAACGAGUGAAUUCUCAUCGAAUAUUUAUCUCUUGGACAUAAGACAAAGAAGUAACUUCACGUGGACAACUUCCUAUGAUCCAAAAAAUGAAAAACCAUCAGACCCUGUAGAUUCAUCAGAUGGUUCAACAAAGGUCAACGGCGGCCUGAUCGCAGGAGUUAUCAUCGGAAUAGCUGUUUUGAUUGGCAUAGUUUCAUUUUUACUCUACAAAAGGUCAAAGUACAUGGACAGCGUUCGAUGGGGACACCUGCGGAAAUUUGGAUUUGGUAGAUCGCGAAAUGACCAGCAGGAUACAUUUGUCAUACCAUAUCAAGAAAACCCGGUGUCAACAUACCAAGACACGUACGCGUACGAUCCCAAUAAACUCGCCCCGAGAGACGGUGGCGCUAGUUCUAGUAUGAGUGGCUCCACGGUACAAGAUGUGUCCAAGUCAUAUAACUUAAAUGUGUAUGAUCCGUAUGCGACAGGUGCCUCGGGUCAUCUCUCGAGGUCGUCCAGUGUGUAUUCUCGUCAGACAGAUUUCGAUGAGGAGAACGG